Molecule: messenger RNA, 1138 nt
Organism: Solanum dulcamara
Lineage: Eukaryota; Viridiplantae; Streptophyta; Magnoliopsida; Solanales; Solanaceae
Product: ethylene-response factor C3-like
Exons: 1
Coding region: 177-1088 (303 amino acids)
Biological process (GO): ethylene-activated signaling pathway; regulation of DNA-templated transcription
Molecular function (GO): DNA-binding transcription factor activity; DNA binding
Source: RefSeq, a predicted model, not a curated record
UAAAUAAGUUUCAUAAGUUCUUGCAACAAUUUAACAUAUUCUUAUUAUCUCCCCUUCCUCAUCCAAUGUACCAUCUACAUAAAUCUUAGCUAUCCAAGAGUUUUUGAGACUCUUGACAACCCAAACACCAAUAAAAAUGUCAUGAAAAAUAUUUAUCCAAUUCCUCUAUAAUAGAAAUGGAAUUUUCAUCCUCUAAAAUUCAAUAUCCAAAUUUCAAUUCCUUCCAAGAACAAUCACCAUUAUUACCAUGGAAUGAACUUUUCUUAGAUGAACAUUUGACUAAAUAUCCAUGGGAAUUUGACUCCAUUGACCAUAACGCCGAUCAUUAUCUACCAAGAAGUUCUUCGUUCUUAGAAACUAAUUCCUCGAAAGAAUGUUAUCCAUGGAAAGUUGACUCUGUUGAGCAGAACAACGAUCAUUAUCUACCAAGAAGUUCUUCAUUCUCAGAAACUAAUUCCUCGAAAGAAUGUUAUCCAUGGAAAGUUGACUCUGUUGAGCAGAACAACGAUCAUUAUCUACCAAGAAGUUCUUCAUUCUCAGGCACUAAUUCCUCGAAAGGAAGCUACCAGAAGGAACAUCAACUACCAAGAAGUUCUUCAUCCUCAGACAACACUGAUUCCUCAAAAGGAAGCAACAACCAUCAUGACGUCGAAGAGGUUACAUCUCAUGAUAACAAUAACCCUACAGAAUUAGAAGAAAAAAAGCACUACAUAGGAGUUAGAAAGAGACCAUGGGGAAAAUAUGCAGCAGAAAUAAGAGACUCAACAAGAAAUGGAAUAAGAGUUUGGUUAGGGACAUUUAAUACUGGUGAAGAAGCUGCUUUAGCAUAUGACCAAGCUGCACUUUCAAUGAGAGGUUCAUUGGCACUUCUAAAUUUUCCAUUGGACAAAGUAAAAGAAUCACUAGAAAAUAUUAAGUAUAUUUGUGAAGAUGGAAUUUCACCAGCUGCUGUUUUAAAGGCAACAAAUAAAAUGAGAUGUGUUAAACAUAAGAGAAAUAGAAAGAAAAGAAAGAGGGAAAAUAAUGUUUUUGUAUUUGAAGAUUUGGGUACUGAAUUGUUAGAUGAACUUUUGAUGAGUUCAUCUUAGAAUAAUUCUUCUACUUGUUUGUAAAAAAAUGCUCUCCUUUUUUUGUGCAA